Messenger RNA from Periconia digitata, 1444 nucleotides. Lineage: Eukaryota; Fungi; Ascomycota; Dothideomycetes; Pleosporales; Periconiaceae. The record is from the annotation of a GenBank genome assembly.
UCCACCUUUACAGCAUUGCGACAUCCCCUCGAGAUUCUUGACCGAAUCAAUCAUGCAGGAAGCCCUCGUCGAGUUCUAUACCGCCCAUGCCUCAAGUGCGGCUGUCGCUGUCGCCCGCUUCCUGAGUCCGAUCCCGCCGUCACAGAACCCCGGCCGUCUCUAUGACUUCCUGCGCACUACCAACGAAGUUAGGGUGAAAGGCGAUGUGCAAUAUGCACUUCAGUCGCAGAUGCGACGGCACAUGUCGUCAGACGAGAUCAAUGCCUGGGCCGAAAUAAUAUCCUGUUAUUGGCGGGCUGUCGAUAGAAUCGUCAAAGCCGAGCAGGCUGAAAAUCAAGGGAGAUCUGCAGAACGUCACGCUCUAGAUACCUACGAUGCCUGGAAAGACUUGACAAGCAACUUCAUAAAAUACAUAUCGAACGGUGCACUUCCGCAUUGGACUGUGUUCACACUCUACUUUACCGCAAAUCACCUCAGAAAGUUUGCCCUUAAAGCCGAUGAGCAGAUUGCCAAGGCUAAACCCGUUGCCUUCAGUGCUGGUUUUCAAGAUGAUAUCGUGAGCGCCACCCCGCGUAAUGAGAAACUUGAAGAGGCUGCGCGAGUAUUCAACAGGAUAUUUGCGUUGUGCCUCGGAGACAGAAACCCGGAUUGGAUGACUUCACGGAGAUGGGGUGUAUACUGCAUUGCCAAUCUCCAAUUCAAAACGUACUUCAAGCUGAAAACCAUCAGUUUGUCUAAAAACGUGGUCAAGUCUAUUGCAGCGCAAUCGGACCUCCCUCAGUUCCACCUAUAUCCAGCAUCACACCGAGUCACUUACAUGUACUACAUCGGUGUCAUUUCGUUCCUUCAAGAAGAUUAUCCGAAGGCUGAAGCAUCAUUGACCGAAGCUUGGAAUACAUGCUACGCGUACAGUACCAGAAACCAUGAGCUGAUAAUGUCUUAUUUGAUCCCAUGCCGACUCAUCACGGAGCAUGCUGUUCCAACUAAAAAACUGCUGGACCAGUUCCCGCAACUCCGUAGCCUAUUCGGAGACCUGAUAAACUCAAUCAGGAAGGGCGACCUCUCAGGUUUCGACAAAGCCCUGGCCGAAGGUGAACCCGAAUUUGUGAAGCGAAGGAUUUUCCUUACACUUGAGAGAAGCCGCGACAUCGCCUUACGCAACUUGUUCAGAAAGGUGUUCUUGGCAGCAGGUUUCGAAGAUUUGAAAGAAGGCCAGACCGAAAAGGACCGGAUCAGAAAGAGCAGAAUACCACUGUCGCAUUUUGCCGCAGCUCUGAGAAUGAGUACUGCGGGCGCAGACAGUGGCCAAGUGAUUGAUGACGAAGAGGUCGAGUGUCUGUUGGCCAAUAUGAUAUACAAGGGGCACAUGAAGGGAUACGUCUCCCACGAACAUGCAAUGGUUGUGCUGAACAAAAAGGGCGCUUUCCCGCGGACAGGGGUAUGA